Adineta steineri is the source of this 369-nucleotide messenger RNA. Lineage: Eukaryota; Metazoa; Rotifera; Eurotatoria; Adinetida; Adinetidae. The record is from the annotation of a GenBank genome assembly.
AUGACCGAUCAAUCAACGUUAAAGCCUCAUGUUCCAACGUAUGGACCAUGUUCAAUACGAGAUUUAAAACCAGGUGAAAUUAAAUUAUGGUGUACUUGUGGUUUAAGUAAAAAACAACCAUGGUGUGAUGGUUCGCAUACUGGUACUUCGUUUCGUCCUCUUAAAUGGAUCGUACCUGAACAUGCUCAAACAGUUUAUUUAAUAUGUGCAUGUAAAUAUACGAAACGGUCGCCAAUUUGUGAUGCAACUCAUAUUGGUCUAACAAGUACUAUUCGUGAACAAAUUGAAGGAUGUCCAUUAAAACAAGAACAUUCGAAUAUCGGAGAUAAAAAACUUUGUGAACAAUGUGGUUUUGUACCAGAUUGGUAA